GGAGGUGGAGGCGCAGGGCGCGGGGUUGCACCGUACUAGCGGUGCCCGCAGAGGGGAGGAGGCGGAGGAGCUGCGCGGCCAGAGCGGGAAAGAGACUAGCCUCAGUGUCGGAGUUGUGGCGCUGCGGCAGCUCGGCUCCUGGGGCUGUGAAGAGACGGGGCGUCUGCUGUCCCAUCAGGUUCCCAUAAGAGCGACCCGCGCGAUAGGAAAGAGGGUGAAAGAUGGAGGGGGAGGGCAGCGGCAGCGGCGGCGCGGGCACCAGCGGGGACAGCGGCGACGGCGGCGGCGAGCAGCUCCUUACUGUCAAGCACGAGCUGCGGACCGCUAACUUAACAGGACAUGCAGAGAAGGUGGGAAUUGAAAAUUUUGAGCUGCUGAAGGUCCUAGGAACUGGAGCUUAUGGGAAAGUAUUUCUAGUUCGUAAAAUAAGCGGCCAUGAUGCUGGAAAGCUGUAUGCUAUGAAGGUUUUAAAAAAGGCAACAAUAGUUCAGAAAGCUAAAACCACAGAGCAUACAAGGACAGAACGACAGGUUCUGGAGCACAUUAGACAGUCGCCAUUUUUGGUGACAUUGCACUAUGCUUUCCAGACAGAGACCAAGCUUCAUCUCAUCUUAGAUUAUAUAAAUGGUGGAGAACUUUUUACUCAUCUUUCUCAAAGAGAGCGUUUCACAGAGCGCGAAGUGCAGAUCUAUGUUGGAGAGAUUGUGCUUGCCCUGGAACACCUGCACAAGUUGGGGAUUAUAUACCGUGACAUUAAGCUUGAAAAUAUUCUACUUGAUUCUAAUGGCCAUGUGGUGCUGACAGAUUUUGGUCUGAGUAAGGAGUUUGUGGCUGAUGAAACUGAAAGAGCAUAUUCCUUUUGUGGAACUAUUGAAUACAUGGCACCAGAUAUCGUCAGAGGGGGUGAUUCAGGACAUGACAAGGCAGUUGACUGGUGGAGUUUGGGUGUUCUAAUGUAUGAGCUACUAACUGGAGCAUCACCUUUCACUGUUGAUGGAGAAAAAAAUUCCCAGGCUGAAAUAUCUAGGAGAAUCUUAAAAAGUGAGCCUCCAUAUCCCCAGGAAAUGAGCACAAUAGCUAAAGACCUACUUCAGCGUCUUUUGAUGAAAGAUCCCAAGAAGCGACUGGGAUGUGGCCCACGGGAUGCAGAAGAAAUCAAAGAACAUCUCUUCUUUGAGAAAAUAAAUUGGGAUGACUUAGCUGCCAAAAAAGUGCCCGCACCAUUCAAACCAGUGAUCCGGGAUGAGUUAGACGUGAGUAACUUUGCUGAAGAGUUCACCGAGAUGGAUCCCACCUACUCUCCGGCAGCUCUGCCGCAGAGCUCCGAGCGACUCUUUCAGGGCUAUUCCUUCGUUGCUCCUUCUAUUCUCUUCAAGCGUAACGCAGCUGUCAUAGAUCCUCUUCAGUUCCAUAUGGGAGUUGACCGUCCUGGAGUGACAAACGUUGCCAGGAGUGCAAUGAUGAAGGACUCACCGUUUUAUCAACACUAUGACCUAGAUCUGAAGGACAAACCUUUGGGAGAAGGAAGUUUCUCAAUUUGUCGAAAGUGUGUACACAAAAAAACUAACCAAGCAUUUGCUGUCAAAAUAAUCAGUAAAAGGAUGGAAGCCAAUACUCAGAAAGAAAUAACAGCUCUGAAACUCUGCGAAGGACACCCCAAUAUUGUGAAGCUACAUGAAGUUUUUCAUGAUCAGCUUCACACAUUUCUUGUGAUGGAGCUUCUGAAUGGCGGAGAGCUGUUCGAACGUAUCAAGAGAAAGAAGCACUUCAGUGAGACCGAGGCCAGCUACAUCAUGCGGAAGCUUGUGUCGGCCGUGAGCCACAUGCACGACGUUGGAGUGGUGCACAGAGAUCUGAAGCCUGAGAAUUUAUUGUUCACUGAUGAAAACGACAAUUUGGAAAUUAAAGUGAUCGACUUUGGAUUUGCACGCCUUAAGCCCCCUGACAAUCAGCCCCUCAAGACGCCGUGCUUCACCCUUCACUACGCAGCGCCGGAGCUCUUGACGCACAAUGGCUAUGACGAGUCCUGCGACCUGUGGAGCUUGGGUGUCAUCUUGUAUACCAUGCUGUCAGGGCAGGUACCAUUCCAAUCUCAUGACAGAAGUCUAACAUGCACCAGUGCAGUGGAAAUCAUGAAGAAAAUUAAAAAGGGAGACUUCUCCUUUGAAGGAGAAGCGUGGAGGAAUGUAUCCCAAGAGGCUAAAGAUUUGAUUCAAGGGCUUCUUACCGUUGAUCCAAAUAAAAGGCUGAAAAUGUCUGGCCUGCGAUACAACGAGUGGCUUCAGGAUGGCAGUCAGCUGUCCUCCAAUCCUCUGAUGACUCCAGACAUCCUGGGGUCGUCAGGAGCAGCUGUGCAUACCUGUGUUAAAGCAACCUUUCAUGCCUUUAACAAAUAUAAGCGAGAAGGGUUUUGCCUUCAGAAUGUGGAUAAGGCCCCUUUGGCUAAGAGGAGGAAAAUGAAGAGGACCAGCACCAGCACAGAGACUCGCAGCAGCUCCAGCGAGAGCUCCCGCUCCUCCUCCUCCCACUCCCAUGGCAAGACAACGCCCACCAAGACACUGCAGCCCAGCAAUCCCACGGAAGGGGGUAACCCAGACACCCUCUUCCAGUUCUCAGACUGAGUGCUGCGGGUGGUAGGCUGUCCUCGCUGGCCCCUGCACCUCAGCUCCCUCAGCAUGUGCUUGAGGUGUGUCUGUGCUUUAAAACAUGCGUCCCGCUGUUCUCAUUGGAAUCUGCCUCGUAUGAAUGUUUUUCGGGGAAAUCUAUUUGGUUAUCCUUGUCCAAAAGCACUGGACAGACAGCAUUACUGUGAAGAGAGGACACGUGAUAGAUACGUUUUUGCAGACUAGCAUGAUGCCAGCUCAAGAUUCUUCUUGAAAGAGCAAAGGUUUCUGUAACUUUAGUGACUGGUGAGAUAAGUCACAGAAUUUCACGUCUGCCAAGAAGACUUGAAGACUUGUGCCAUGCCUGGCGGACAAGGAAGAUUCUUAAGAGACUUGCACCUUUUGGGUAGUGAUUUACCAGGGGGAAAGGUCUGUUUUCAGAAAGAUGCUAUAAUGAAUUUUGUGUGGCUUGUUUCUUAAAAGAGAAUUUAACUUAUUGUUUUUAUGUUAUGAUCAUAUAUGCUGAUAAUCUGCUAUUAUUAAUCAUUUUCUAAAAAGUGAAAAAAGUAUUUAAUAACUUAAGGAGGUCCUGUGCUUUGCACCUGUGACCCAUCCGAGAUGCAUGCUAAGCUAUGUUUGUUUUUAAUUUUGCACUGCUCUUUCCUGGCAGUUUGUUUAAUGGUUAUUGCAAGAAUUAAGGUACAUGUCUCUGGUUUUAUGUAAUAUGGCACUUUAUAAAAUAGUGUGAGUAUUGUAGUCUAUCGCGGAAGGUGCACUGUGUAAAGCAUAUGUACUGUAUUUUACCAUUCUUCUUCUUAUCCACUCUGUCCUCACGUCUCUCUUCUGCUUCCUAGGCAGCAAGUAGAGAGGGACAUGUUGUCUAAUGACUCAUUAGCCACUUAUGCACCAAUCUGAGGAGCAGUAAAGGGAAUUCUACUCAGCACUGUGCUUCUUCACAUCUGUACACUGUGUGCACUACAGUGAGCCUCCUCCUCCUCCUGUAGGCAUAGAUUAUGUACAUAAUAUUUUAGAACCAUAACCUAUACUUGUUUUAAAAUGUUUCUGUUAAAUUUUAAAACCACAAAGCAUUUUAUAAACUUAUGCAGAGCACUUUUAUUGCUCAAAAGUUCUGAAUUCAUACAGACAAGUGCUAUGCCAUGAAGAUAUUUCAUUGAAAGACUGCUACAUUUUAAAAUACAAACUAAUUAAUUCCCUAUGCAAAAAAAAAAAAAGAAG
Molecule: messenger RNA, 3839 nt
Organism: Apodemus sylvaticus (European woodmouse)
Lineage: Eukaryota; Metazoa; Chordata; Mammalia; Rodentia; Muridae
Gene: Rps6ka5
Product: ribosomal protein S6 kinase A5
Exons: 17
Coding region: 222-2621 (799 amino acids)
Biological process (GO): protein phosphorylation; regulation of DNA-templated transcription; intracellular signal transduction
Molecular function (GO): protein serine/threonine kinase activity; magnesium ion binding; ATP binding
Source: RefSeq, a predicted model, not a curated record